Molecule: messenger RNA, 471 nt
Organism: Dacryopinax primogenitus
Lineage: Eukaryota; Fungi; Basidiomycota; Dacrymycetes; Dacrymycetales; Dacrymycetaceae
Exons: 1
Coding region: 31-210 (59 amino acids)
Source: RefSeq, a predicted model, not a curated record
UCAGCUUUGUUAAUCAUUGUCAACUAUACGAUGCUUGUCUUUGAAGAGGAAGACUCAAGGAACUGUGCGACUUUGGGAUAUCGCGGAGGUGUUCCUAAUUGGGAAACCGCGCGGGUGGUGUGCGGUAAAACGAAUUUUGCCGCCUGCCACACGAAAAGCUCAGCGCGAGGACUACUGGGGACUUUCAUCCGCCGUCGCAGGAAAGAGUGAUGAGGCCAGGAGUGAUACUUCAGGGACUCCACACGCUGCAUCGGUCUAGGUCGAGCGCCCCAUUCUCUGUCCUGGGGCGGAAUAACGUGCUUCUGCCGAACGGCCGACCUCACGAGAUCAAUCUGUCAACUACGCGCAUUUCCGAUGGUGUGACAGGCCGUGGAUCUAAUACAUUUGAAGACGAGCUCAUAAACCUCUGGUGAGAUAUUAAUUUUAUCACCGCCGUAAUGGGGCGCACUGCUUCGUGCAACCCAACAUUUC